This is a messenger RNA of Uranotaenia lowii, 1819 nucleotides long. Its product is annotated as trimeric intracellular cation channel type 1B.1. Gene Ontology annotation, molecular function: identical protein binding; potassium channel activity. Lineage: Eukaryota; Metazoa; Arthropoda; Insecta; Diptera; Culicidae. Gene Ontology annotation, cellular component: membrane. The record is from RefSeq and is a predicted model, not a curated record. The transcript has 4 exons. The coding region runs from base 350 to 1177 and encodes 275 amino acids. Gene Ontology annotation, biological process: potassium ion transmembrane transport.
ACUACCUAGGUUCCUACUAAGUAGAAACGGCCAGAAAUUGUGCUCAUCUCACUCUUCGGAUUGUGCGUGCGUGCUGCUUGCUAUCCGUUGGCCAUUCUUGUGUGAGAGAGUGUGUGGAAAUUUUCCCUUCCGCGUGCGACAACCACGGCAGCCAGCCAGCAGCGGUGCAGACGUGCAGUGCGAAGAAAGUCGGCCCAGCCAACGGUCGAACGGUGAAACCCUGCUGCUGCUGCGUGAAAAGUGCGGUGGCGUAUCCAGAGAGCACCAGAGAUAAGCAGUAGGUAGAUCAAAUUUCUACGAGGUGACUUGAAACAAACUAACAAAAACCGGCUGAAGAUAAAGCUGCAAAAUGGAUCCCGAAGCAUUCCUCGACAUCGCCAACCAGGUGAUAAAGCUCAAGAUGUUCCCGUACUUUGACAUCGCCCACAGUCUGCUGUGCGCGCUGUCGGUCAAGGAAGAUUUGGGCGCCGGUGCCCAGGCCUUCUCCCGGAAGCACCCGCUCGCCUGUUGGCUGUCUACAAUGUUGGUCGUGUUUGCCGGCGGCAUGGUCGCCAACGGACUGCUAGGAGAACCGAUUCUUGCCCCGCUCAAAAACACCCCGCAACUGCUCGUGGCCACCGCCUGCUGGUACAUUGUGUUCUACACUCCUUUCGACAUCGGCUACAAGGUUGCCAAAUUUCUACCGGUCAAACUGGUCGCCAGUGCCAUGAAGGAAAUCUAUCGCGCAAAGAAGAUCCAUGAUGGUGUGACUCAUGCCAGCAAGCUGUACCCCAAUGCAUUCAUCAUCAUGAUUAUCAUCGGAACGCUGAAGGGCAACGGUGCCGGUUUCACCAAGCUGUUGGAACGAUUGAUUCGUGGCGUAUGGACUCCAACUGCUAUGGAAUUCCUGCAGCCAAGUUUCUACACGAAGGCUUCACUCAUUGCUUCGAUCAUCUUUGUGCUGGACAAAAAGACCGACCUUAUUUCGGCUCCUCACGCUUUGGUUUACUUCGGUAUUGUAAUUUUCCUGGUCUAUUUCAAGCUGUCGUCGCUCCUGCUCGGAAUCCACGAUCCAUUCGUGCCAUUCGAGAAUUUGAGCUGUGCUCUAUUCUUCGGUGGAAUUUGGGAUAGCUUGGCUAAGAUUCUAGGCCGCGGUCAGGCAAAGGAAGAAUCAAAAGACGCGAAGAAAUCAAACUAAGUCCUAGUUAGCUGGCUUGACUGGAUCAAGAAAAAGUCAUACUCAUCUUCAUCACACUUUUUCAGUGCAACACUCAUUUAGAUUUCAAUUUCAUUUGAAUCUAUGGUUAAACAAGCAAUGCAAAUUGAUGCAAUUUCGACAUACAUUUAGAACAUAAGGAUUCGAACUAGAAUUUUAAAGCAUAAGGCAGCAUUAAGCUGAGCACAGCUAAAUUGAGGCAUUCUAGUCAAAUGACACCAAAGUGGAAAUAAGGACGACUAAUUUGUAGACGUACGCGUACCAGAUACAAACCAGACUUACCAAUAAUAAAACAAAACGAAAACGACUAGACACAACACAACACAAGAGUUGAAACUCUCGUAACUUGAUUUAAACUAGGUAUAACCCCAAUUUUGAACCAAGACCACAGAUACGAUAUCCUAGCAGCAGAAACCAAAAACGACAAACGCACCACCGAAUCCCAGUGGGUGAGAUCCGGUCAGUCCGUUUUCGGCACAACUAACGAAUAGCAAUGUGGAAUCGGCAUUCGAGCAUAUGAUCUCGUCGAACCGGUUAGACUUUAUUGAUAUUUUAGUAUUAAAGACGAAUGUAAACAGCAAUCUGCUAUUGAAAUUGGGAUAAUAUACAAAUGAUUCGACAAAA